This is a messenger RNA of Dromiciops gliroides (monito del monte), 5038 nucleotides long. Its product is annotated as protocadherin beta-2-like. The coding region runs from base 906 to 3287 and encodes 793 amino acids. The record is from RefSeq and is a predicted model, not a curated record. Gene Ontology annotation, biological process: homophilic cell-cell adhesion. Gene Ontology annotation, molecular function: calcium ion binding. NCBI's taxonomy places the organism in Eukaryota, Metazoa, Chordata, Mammalia, Microbiotheria, Microbiotheriidae. The transcript has a single exon. Gene Ontology annotation, cellular component: plasma membrane.
AGGAAGAUAAAUCUUCCUAACUCCAGGCCUGGCACUCCAUCCACUGCGCCACCUAGCUGCUCUGAGUGGUAUACUGAAUUAUAAAAUACACAAUGUGAUAUCCAAAUUUUGUUAGCAAAGAGCAACUUGGCCACAGAGUACUUGCAUCAUUCCAGUUGUGAAGAAGAAAGCCCCUUGAUGACCAGAAAGAUCAGAUAAGGAGCAUCCUGGCUUUUUGGUCUUAUAGGUUCACGGACUUGAGGGGAAUAGGAAGCAUGAGCUGCUUACAGUUGGCCUGCUGCUGCUUCCUCCCUCCCAAUUCCAACUCCCACCUACUCUUCACCGUUUACUCUCUCUGUCUUUUGGUCUCAAAAGGUUGCCCCUCUAAGCUUUGUAGAGUUGGGUUUGGCUUUUUCUUAGCCCAAGUCCUUUCUUUUGUGGGUGAAAUAUUCAUUAUUGCCUUUGAGGUCUGGAAGGCUACAUUCUUGACUGAAGUAUAUGUUUUUUUAACCAACUUUUAAAAACAUACACAUAUAAAUAAAUUGCGUGGUGUGGGGUAACGUCGUAAGUGGUUAUAACAUCGAUAUGGAUCGCUCUGCAGGAAAGAAGUUACAUACCAUUUGUAUUACAAAAUAGAAUUCGAAAUACAUGUUCCCUGUGACAUUAUUUACUUCAUUCUGAGAAAAAUAAUGAAGAACCGCGUGGUGGCGCUGCAGACUAAGAAGAGGCAGAAAAGCUCCGCGAAUGCGCCGAUGCACAGAAAGAGAGCCCAAAGUCACAGUUCAGAGGCAGAGAGGAAGCUUUGUUAGCUGCAACUGAAGAAAGAGAUCGGUCCUACCAGACAGAGAGACAAACGUGGUAGCCUUUGGUUACCAUUUGCAAUCGACCUGUGUUACACAGGUUUAGAGGAGGGGAGCAAGGGAACAAUGGAGAUGGAAGGAGCGAUGAUUCCGCAACAAAGGCAAGUUCUCUUUCUCCUUGUUCUCCUGGGUGUGUCUGGGGCGACCUCAGAGCUGGAGCAGUUUUCGGUAGUGGAGGAGAUGGAGAGAGGUUCCUUUGUGGCCAAUGUGGCAAAAGCCCUGGGCCUGGAGGUGGGGGUGUUUUCCAAUCGGGGAGCUAGAGUCGUUUUCAAAGGGAACAAAGAGUAUUUGCAGCUGCACCCUAAAACCGGGGAUCUGCUCCUGAGGGAGAAACUGGAUCGGGAGGAGUUGUGCGGGCCUGUCGAGCCCUGUGUUCUGCCUUUCCAGAUCUUACUGGAAAAGCCUUUUCAGGUCGUUCGCGCUGAGCUUAGGAUACAGGACAUUAAUGACCAUUCGCCAGUAUUCCUAGACACUGAGACAACCCUAAAAAUCUCCGAGAGCACCUCUCCCGGGACUGUGUUUCUGCUAGAAAAUGCGCAGGAUUUAGACAUAGGAAGCAACAAUCUCCAGAACUACGUUAUCAGCCCCAACUCUCAUUUCCACAUUCAAAUUCGAGGGGAUGCAGAGGGCAGGAAAUACCCAGAGCUUGUACUGGAUAAAGCCCUGGAUCGGGAGGAGCAGUCUGAGUUUAGAUUAACUCUCACUGCAGUGGAUGGGGGAGCCCCACCCAGGUCUGGGACUGCCCAAGUCCUAGUGUUGGUUAUGGACAUCAAUGACAAUGCCCCUGUGUUCUCUCAGUCUCGUUAUGAUGUUCAAAUUCCUGAGAACAGCCCUAUUGACUACCUUGUUGCUAUAGCCUCAGCUAAAGAUUUAGAUGCAGGAAAUAACGCAGACAUUUCCUAUUCGUUAUUUCGUGCCUCUGAAAGCAUUCGUAAAACUUUCCAAUUAAAUGAAAAAUCGGGAGAACUUCGUCUAAAAGAGAAACUGGAUUUUGAGUCAAUUCAGUCUUACACAAUAAAUGUUCAGGCAACAGAUGGUGGAGGCCUUUCUGGAAAAUGUACUAUAGCUGUUCAAGUGAAGGAUUUAAACGACAACCCCCCCGAGCUGACUAUGUCCUCACUUACCAGCCCCAUUCCAGAAAACUCGCCUGAGAUAGUUGUCGCUGUUUUCAGCGUUUCAGAUGUAGACUCUGGGGAAAAUGGAAAGAUGGUUUGCUCCAUCCAGGAUGAUCUUCCCUUUGCCCUAAAAUCUUCGUUUGAGAACUUCUAUACAUUAAUUACAGAGGGAGCACUGGACAGAGAGAGCAGGGCAGAGUACAACAUCACAAUUACAGUCACAGAUUUGGGAUCCCCCAGGCUCAAAUCUGAGUACAAUAUCACAGUGCUCAUUUCUGAUGUCAAUGACAACCUCCCAGUGUUUACUCAGAGAGCCUACAAACUGUAUGUCCAGGAGAACAACAGCCCUGCCCUCCACAUUGGCAGUGUUAGUGCCAGUGACAGGGACUCAGGAAUCAAUGCCAAAGUCACCUACUCCCUACUGCCUCCAGAGACUGGAGACCUGCCCCUCUUCUCCUACAUCUCCAUCAACUCAGACAAUGGUCACCUCUAUGCUCUGAGAUCCCUGGAUUAUGAAGCCAUCCAAGCUUUCCAGUUCACUGUGAGGGCAACUGAUGGAGGCUCCCCAGCCCUGAGCAGCCAGGCUCUGGUUGAGGUUUUGGUACAAGAUGAGAAUGACAACUCUCCCUUUGUGCUGUACCCCCUGCAGAAUGGUACAGCUCCCUGCAAUGACUUGGUGCCCAGAGCUGCAGAGCCAGGUUACCUGGUGACCAAGGUGGUGGCUGUGGAUAGGGACUGGGGACAGAAUUCCUGGCUUUCCUACCAACUGGUCAAGGCCACAGAGCCAGGACUCUUCAAUGUGUGGGCCCACAAUGGGGAGGUUCACACAGCAAGACCCAUCAGUGACAGAGAUGCCAUCAAGCAGAGGCUCCUGGUGCUGGUGAAGGACAAUGGGCAGCCUGCUCUGUCCACAAUGGCCACAGUAAAUGUACUCCUGGUAGAUGGAUUCUCUGAGCCAUACGUGAAGAUCCAAGACUCUAACAAGGAGGAGGCCCAGACUGACUCUCUCACUCUCUACUUGGUCAUUUCUCUGGUAGUAGUGUCCUUUCUAUUUCUGAUCUCUAUCAUUCUGUUUAUCACCCUAAGAGUAUGGAAAAGAAAGACUGGUGGGGGAAAUGGUCACUUUCCAUCCAGUACCCGCUUCCCGAGUCAUUUGGUGGAUGUCAGUGGCACUGGAACCUUGUCUCAGAGCUACCAGUAUGAAGUGUGUCUGACCAGUGAUUUGGGCACAAAUGAGUUCAAGUUUUUGAAGCCAAUUAUUUCCAACUUCCCUCUUCAAAAAUCUGGGAGUGACACUGAGGAAAAUCCAGCAUCAUGGAAUAACAACAAUUAAGAAUACAGUUUUAAGAGCAGACUUUGGAUGUCUUUUACCCCCAGUUAGUUGCAUUCAUUCAUUCUAAUUUCUUCCUUAAGAAAUGCAAUAUAUAAGUGCUUUCUAUUUAAUAAAUUUGCAUGUUCACAGUUGCAUUCUCUCUGUUCUAUUAGUAGUAAUAAUGAAGUAACAUGCUUUAGAUAAUGAAAAACUCUGCAUCCAAUUUCAUGACAAAAUUAAGCCAUGGUUCCCUGGUUGUCUGGUAAAUUUUUCUUUUUAAAAUAAAAAAAUCCACAUUUUACAUGUAUAUCCUUUUUUCUUCAGUAACAUUCUUUCAUUACUUUAUUUUAUACUGAGAUCUUUAGAUUUUUUAUUCAGCUAGAACAUUGAACUCUCUACCAAUAGACAAUGAUGUAAAGUUGGCUUUGUCAUUACUGUGUGACACCAUGACUCACUUUCUUCAUAUGGAAAAAUCAUGUUGGACUAGAUCAUGUCUAAGAUUCCUUCCAGUAUUAAUAAUUUGUGGUCCUGUUAUUCUUAUUAAGCAUCUAGAAUGUGACAAAGCUUGCCUUCAUUUUAAGGAACAGUAAAGUGUGUGGAUAUCUCUUCCCCCCUUAAUUCUAUCUUGAUGGGUUGCCAAAAUAGAUAAUUAAUGUUUUACUUUUAUACUAUCUCAUUGACCUUUACAGCCUGUGAUGUAAACAUUUGGUCCUAUUUCUAAUAUUGUGUUAAAUAUCAGACAGGAUAAUAUCAUUUAGAGUUCUUUUUUCCACCAGAAGCCAAUUAGUCACCAUAUCUCUAAGAGAGCUACUUGUUUAGACCUAUAUUUUCAAAUUGCUUAUUGUUGUAAAUAAGGUGAUCAAUAUGAGUGGGAAUAUCUUUUUAAAUAGUUUUUUAUAACAAAAUAUUAACAAAUUGGUAUAAAAUAGUAAAUCACGUCCUCUAUGAAUCUCACUUUACUAACUUGUAAAAUGAGGAUAAUAGCAAUACUUUCCUUACAGGAUUAUUGUGAGAAUCAAAUAAAAUUGUGCAUGGAAGACAUUUUUCAGAUCUUAAAGUGCUAUAGAAAUAAGAAAUAUCAUUCACAUCAGGGUUAAAAAGGCUACUGCCUACUUUAUUUUUUUUCACAUUGGUUUAUACAAAAUCAAUUAGAUCAAUGUAAUGGCCACAUUCAAGCAACACAAGGAGCCAUCAAGUGACACAAAAUUAGCUGAGCUUUGCAAAGAAGAGCCAUCAUUCACUACACGUAGCUAAUAGAAAUGUGCCUGAGGGCAGGUGGAAUUCACAUCUGAGUAUGGGUGAAGGUCAUAAAAAAUUUUAGUGUAUCUGGGAUAGGGGUGUGCUGUAUCCAGCGCCAAUGGGCUUGCUAGAGCUGACUGUUAAAUUUUCGAUGUGUGUACGUAUACAUUAAAAAUCAGCAAUUGUUAUGAGGACUUGGGUUUUUGUUCAUUGUUCAUUGCCUAGAUUUAAGAAAGUGUUAACCACUCAGAUUAAACUUAAAAGUGAGAGUGCAUACAUUUCCCUUCCCCUUCAUUACUUUAUAACCAUUGCUUGUGCUCAGAGGGAGUACAAGAGAAGGCUUAGGUAAUAAAGUCAUUACCAGACUGAUGAUUAUAGACUAACUAUAACAACAACCACUGAUAGUCAUAUAGAACUUUACAAUUCUUUUUUUUUCUUUUUUGCGGGGCAAUGAGGGUUAAGUGACUUGCCCACGGUCACACAGCUAUUAAGUGUUGAGUGUCUGAGGUUGGAUUUGAACUCAGGUCCUCCUG